Messenger RNA from Acanthosepion pharaonis, 978 nucleotides. NCBI's taxonomy places the organism in Eukaryota, Metazoa, Mollusca, Cephalopoda, Sepiida, Sepiidae. The record is from the annotation of a GenBank genome assembly.
AUGCAUCCUGGUAUUUCUCUCCCUCCUGUCAAUUCAACUCUUCCUUUUAUUUCCCUUCCUUCAACAUUUAAUUUUCCUCUUUCUCUUCCUAUUUUUACUCAUCUUACCAAUUCUCCUCUUACCAUUACAUUUGUUUCUCCUCCUCUUGUCAAUUCUUCUCUUCCUCUUUCUCCUCCUCCUAUUUUUCAUCCUCUUUUCAAUAUUCCCCUUUCACCUCAUUUUAUUUCUUCUUCCCCUGUCAAUGUUCCUCUUAUUCCCCUAUUUUUUCACCUCUCAUCCCAUGCUUUUAAACUCUUCAUUUCCUUAUAUCAAUUCUCCUCCGACUGCUGUCACUUUCCCUCUUCCUCUUUCAUUUACUCCUCCUUCUCUCGUCAAUUCUCUAAUUCCUCUUACUAUAAUUCAUAUUCUUCUACUUCCUGUUCUCUACACACGGUCAAUUCUCCUCUUUCUCCUUCUUUUAUUUCUCCUCCUCGUCUUUAUCCUCUUUUUUUUAUUUCUUCGCCCCUACUCCUUUUAAUUCAGUUCUUUCUUCUUGUUUUAAAUUCCCCCGUCUUUCAUUAUCUGUCUUCUUUCUUCUCCUCAUUUACCACUUCCGAUUUUCACGCAACUACUUUUUCCUCUUCUUCCUCCUCUUCCACUUCUUCAUUCGCUACUUCUUUUGAUUUUUAUUCUCCUCCACCACGUGCUCUUUUUCAUUCCUUUUUCCUUCCUUUCUCGAAUUCUUUUCGAAUUUGUUAUUUUCAUUGUUUUUCUUUUUCUUUUAAUUCCCUCUUUUUUCCUUCGUCUCUUUUCUUAGCUUUUUUCUUUUCCUUCCCUUUCUUUUUGUUCAUUUCUUCUUCUUUUUUUUCAUUAUUUUUCUUUCUUGCCUUUCUUUUUCUUCUUCUUCAUUCGCCAAUACUUUUGCUUUUUAUUCAUUUUUAUUAUUAUGCUAUUCCUUUCCUUACCCCCCCCCCACCACCACUUCCCUUCAUUUCUUGA